This is a messenger RNA of Bombyx mandarina (wild silkworm), 8790 nucleotides long. It is a transcript of the gene Sbf, whose product is annotated as SET domain binding factor. Lineage: Eukaryota; Metazoa; Arthropoda; Insecta; Lepidoptera; Bombycidae. The record is from RefSeq and is a predicted model, not a curated record. Gene Ontology annotation, molecular function: guanyl-nucleotide exchange factor activity. Gene Ontology annotation, cellular component: membrane; cytoplasm.
ACCGGUUUGAGUUGAUGUCAUCGGACAACUAACCUCCGCGUUCGGACUAUCUCUUAUCUUUAUUUUAGUUUUCGAAUUUCUUGCUACAGUGAUAAACAAAGCAGGUGUUUACGUGAUUUGUCCUGAAUUAAAUUAAGCGCGGAAAUAGUGUUUACGUUUAGAAUGUACCUGAAGAAAAUGUGUAAUGAAACGGAUUUUUGUUUAAAAUGUAGAUAAACUGUUGUAAUUUGAUUAAAAAGUGAAUUUGUGGUGUUUGUGCGCGAAUGUUGUCGUAGGAUUGCCAUGUCCAGGCUCGUCGACUACUUUGUUAUAGUGGGAUUCGACCACGAAAAAGAAAGAGGCGGCCUGAACAGCGGCGUUGUCCUCCAGCGAUUUCCCGAAACAAACUGGGACGACGUACCAUUUCACGACGGCAUAGGAUGGUUUUGUCAGCCGCAAGGAUGGGCUCUAUCGACGGAACGAACGGAGCCGCGGUUCUACGUGUCCGUGCUGACGGACGUGGACGCGAACCGUCAUUACUGCGCUUGUUUGUGCUUCAACGAAACUGUUGCCAUCACGCCAACGAAACCCGCAGACGAGGACGAAGAGUCCCUAGAUUCCUCAAGACCCGUAGCAAACAUCACACAUCACAGCAUUAUGUACGCGCCGAAAUGUCUUGUUAUAGUUUCACGUCAGGACUACAUAGAUACCUUCAGGAACUGCUUAGGCAUAAUAUACACUGUCUGGGUAGAGAAUCUGGGCGUGCCUCUCGAGACGCUUGUCGGUAAUCUGGUGGGUGGCGUGUUAGUACCUGAACCAGGGGGACCGCAGGUGCGCUUCAGUAUCGGUGCCGGGGACCGACAGGCUCUACAGCCGCCCGCAGCACCGCCCAUGCCAGUUACACACACCUCCGUUUACAUGCUGCUUCGGCUGUUAGGUAUACACAACGCAGUGACGCUGUGGUGUGCAGUAAUGAGCGAGCACAAGGUGUUGCUCGUGUCGCUGGCGGCGGCCCGGCUCGCCGGCGUGUGUCGGGCGCUGGCGGCCCUCAUGUUCCCGUUCCGAUACGCGCACGUGUACAUACCGCUGCUGCCCGCCGGCCUGGCCGAAGUCCUGGCGACGCCGACGCCCUUCCUCAUCGGCGUACAUUCUAAUUUAAAAGAGGACGUUUCCGAAUUGCUAGACGUCAUAGUAGCGGACUUAGACGUCGGCUCUCUCCACGUUCCAGCGGGUGUGAACAUUCCACGACCGGAAGGCAAGCUGUUGUCGUCGCUGCAGAACGCGUUAGCUCUGGUGUUGCAGCCGGAACUGCGUUCGGCGGAUUCGGCCUUCGCCCCGCCGCCGCCCUCCGCCUCGCCGCCGCACAUGCUAGACAAGGAGAUCAGGGCGGUGUUCAUGAGGACCUUGGCGAAACUGUUACAAGGCUACAGACACUGCCUGACGCUGGUCCGCAUCCACCCGGCCCCGGUGCUGACGUUCCACAAGCUGGGGUUCGUGGGGGCGCGCGGGCUGGCGCAGUGCGAGUUCACGGCGCGACUGCUCGACUCCAUGUUCUUCUCCGGGCUCGUGGCUGAACGAGGCCCUCCAUGGAGACCGGUCGACCUCUUCGACGACUUGCUACAAAAUCUCCCGGAACAACUAAGACUAGAAUCUCUGAAUCCCGAAUUGGAACUACAACAUAUACAGGAUCUCGCGAUGCAGUUACAUCUCAACGAAAAUCCUAAUCCGCAGCCGUUUCAGCAAAGAAUACUCCGGCCGCCAGAGGGCGCGUCGUCCCGCAUCCACCAGCCCCCCCUCCCCGCCAUCGACGCGCGGAAGGUGCGCGACGUCAUGGACGAGGUCUCGGCCAGAAGUGCCAAUAAUCCCAAGUUAACAGCACUCCGGCCGCCUCAGCCCAGGAUAGUUUCGCUGUCAGCCCCUCCGACGGGAGCCGUGGAGCACAACCAGCUGCCGCCCACUAAUUCGGCCAGGAGACUUGAGGUGCUGAGCGCGUGCGUGGCGGCCAUAUUCGAGUGUCGGUACGCGGACGGGCGUAAGUCUGUGGCGGGCGUGGUGCGCGCGCUGCGGGCGCCGGCCGCGCGUGCCGCGCUCGUGCGGGACCUCGCCGCCCGCCUGCCCACCAACAAGCACCUGCUGCACCACCACCAGUUCGAGCUCGUCGUCAGAUUAAUGAACUGCGCCUUGCAAUCGACAACGGCCAUAGACGAGCACUCGAUAGCGGCGGCCAUGUUGCCGCUCGCGACCGCCUACUGCAGGAAACUCUGCACCGGAGUCAUUCAGUACGCGUACAUGUGCAUACAGGAACAUCCGGUAUGGACGAGUCAACAGUUUUGGGAGGCGGCUUUCUAUCAAGACGUGCAGAAGGACAUAAAAGCGUUGUACUUACCCAGUCCUACACAUCACCCAAGAGUCCCUACUCCAAGGGACGACGAAGAUUACAUAUCUUUACUAAAAGCUCAAGAGCCGAGCGCUUUAGAGAUAGCAGCCGAACAGAUGAGAUUAUGGCCGAGUUUGUCACCAGAGAAACAAAAAGAACUAAUAGCAAGCGAGGAAUCCACUUUAUACAGUCAAGCGAUACACUACGCGAACAGAAUGGUUUACUUGUUACUGCCGCUAGAGGGCGCCGGGAGGAGAGCCGAUGUCCGAGGCGACGAUGUCGACAGAGCCAGCAAUAGUAUCACCAACAGUGUCGCAGAAUCAGACAGCGUGGACGCCGAAUCAGGCUUCGAGGAGGCCGACCCGGGGGAGGCAGGCAAUAACGUUAUCAAAAUGGUCUCGAGAUUCGUUGAUAAGGUGUGCACCGAGGGUGGCGUGACGGCGGAGCACGUGCGCUGCCUGCACCAGAUGAUCCCGGGCGUGGUGCACAUGCACCUGGAGACGCUGGACGCCGUGGCGCGCGAGAGCCGCCGCCUGCCCCCCGUGCAGAAGCCGCGCAUCGUGUCUCCGGUGCUGGUGGGCGGCGAGGCGGUGUCGGGCCCGGCCCUGCGCGCCUACCUGGUGUGCGACGGCCGACCCUCCUCGCUGCUGCCGGCGGAGGGCGCGCUCUUCCUCACCAACUACAGACUCAUUUUCAAGGGAACGCCCACCGACCCUUUCGCUUGCGAGCAAACAGUAGUUCGUUCGUUCCCUUUGUGCUCGCUGACGAGGGAGAAGGCGAUACGGACGCACUACAUACCGCAUCUAGAACAAUCGCUGCAAGACGGCCUGCAGCUCAGAUCCGCAACAUUCCAACUCAUUAAGGUAGCUCUAGACGAGGAGGUGAGCAGCGAGUUGACGGAGAGCUUCCGCAAGCAGCUGGCGCGGCUGCGGCACCCGGAGCACCCGCUGCUGCACUUCGCGCUGACGCCGCGCCCCGUGCCGCCGCCCGCGCACCACCAAGCCAAGCACAACACUUUAAAAGGUUUCGCGAAGAAGACCUUAUUGAAGACAGCAAGGAAGGCCGGCUUGAAACCCAAGCCUUCGAAACGGCAGAAGUACGUGCUGCCCUCUGCGGACGCGAGGUCACUCACCUCCCCCCCACUCAUGUCUUCGUUAUCCGCUGACACUCUAUCUUUGGAAGAGUUAGAUCUCGGUAGCAGUGAGCCGACGGAAGCUCCCGCAGCCCGGACGCUGGAGAGGGUUCGGGAACGUAUCUACGCUAAAGAUUGGGCCAGACUGGGAUUGGCCUCACCACCCUUCAGACUCGCGCAUGCUAACGCUGUGUACACUCUUUGUAGAAGUUACCCGGCAGUGAUCCCGGUCCCGGAGAGCAUCGGCGACGAGUCGCUGCGGCGCGUGGCGCGCUGCUACCGGCAGGGCCGCCUGCCGCUCGUCACGUGGAGACACCCGCGCACGCACGCGCUGCUCGCCAGGUCUUCGGCGUCACAUCACAAAGGAGUGAUGGGUAUGCUGAAGGCUACCCAUCAAACCCAGGGUACUACCCAAAGUGGAACGGAGACUACAUCCAGCUUAGAACAGGAGCGGUACAUAGCAACCCUAGUAGCGUGCACUCCGGCGUCGCGAGGCGACCUCGAGGACUCCAACCUGAGCUUGGACUCGCUCCUGUUGUGCUGCGAUGAACAGCAGCCUACCCACACGCCUUUGUUGACCAAGGCCGCCGGGACCCUGAGCGUGCUACGUAACAGCGGAGGGAAGGGCGGCGGCACCAGCGGAGGCCGAGCCUUCGGUCGCUGGGGCUCGCUCAAGGACCGGAGACAACCCUCGCACCUCGAGCUGUACGCGCCCAGACAGAGACUCUCCACGGCGGACCUCGACUCCAUGUCGGCCGAGGGCGGCGUGACGCGGCGCGCGGCGCUGUACGUGGUGGGCGAGAAGGGGGCGGGCGCGGGGUGCGCGGCGGGCGCGGAGGCGGUGCCGGCCGACUACCCGGAGACGCGACACACGCGACACGCCUUCAAGAAGCUCAUGCGGUGCGCCGUGCCCUCCGCGCCCGCACUCGACCCCACCACCUUCCUCAGACAAGUGGAAGAGUCUGGCUGGUUGUGGCAGCUCCGACAAUUGUUUCAACUGUCUGGUGCUGUGGUGGACUUGUUAGAUGUGCAAGGUUCAUCUGUGCUGCUAUCCCUGGAAGACGGAUGGGAUGUCACUGCACAGAUAUCAUCGUUAGCUCAGAUCUGCCUGGAGCCCUACUACAGGACGCUGGAAGGGUUCCGGAUCAUCGUCGAGAAGGAGUGGCUGGCCCUCGGGCACAAGUUCCAGCAGCGGUGUAACAUCGGAGCCACACCGCAACAAGGCUUCACACCCACAUUCCUCAUGUUCUUGGAUGCUGUACAUCAGCUACAGAAACAGUUCCCGCUGGCGUUCGAGUUCAACGAGUACUACCUGCGGUUCGUCGCGUACCACAGCGUGUCCUGCCGCUUCCGGACCUUCCUGCUGGACAGCGAGGCGCAGCGCGCGGAGCUCGGCAUCACCGCGGCCGACGACAAGCGCGCCGACACCAACCGACUCGGCGUGGAGACGGGCGCGGGGGUGGAGGAGGAGGCAGGCGGGGGGCGCGGGCCGCCGCUCGGCCACUCGCUGUUCGACUACAUCGACAAGCAGCACCAGAAGUCGCCCGUCUUCUACAACUUCCUCUACACGCCCGACCUCGACAAUCCCGUCCUUCGUCCUGUUUCGUCUAUAUGUGCAUUUGAAGUGUGGGGCUACUACACUAGCGAGGAACUGUCCCACGGAGCCCCCUACGACUUGGAAGUGUUGUCGUCCUGCGAACAGGACGUGAAACAACCGCAGAGGAGGGUCGUCACUGCUGGGUACGACAGUAUAAGUCGUUGCAUGCCGGACUCGUUCACCGGUCUGCUGGAGAGGAUCCGGCAGCUGGAGCUGGAGCUGGGUCACCUACCUCAGAAGUGGAAGGUCAGAUGGGAUCAGCUCGAACUACCCAACACUGUGGAGCUACAGCGCGCGGGAUCCGUGUGCGGGUCGGCGGCGCGCGCGGCGGCCGCGUGUGCGCACCGGCGGGACACGCUGGAGGUGCUGGUGCGGGGCCGCCUCGCCGCCGCGCCGCCCCCCGACCCCGCGCACCGCUUCCUGCCCGCCGCCGCCGCCGCGCCCGCGCGCUGCGACCACUGCCACCACCUGCUCUGGGGACCGCUCAAGACGGGCGUUCGUUGCGUGGACUGCGGCGCCGCGUGUCACGAGCGAUGCGCGGAGACGUUCGCGCCGCCCUGCACCAAGUACAAGGCGCCCGCACCCCCCGACCGCGACCUGCGCCCCGCCCUGCACGACAGUGUCGGCACGCUACAGUCUUCCUCUCAACAAUACUAUGAACAGUUCUCGUCGAACGUCGCUGAGAACAGAACGCACGAAGGGCAUCUCUACAAGCGAGGCGCUCUACUCAAGGGAUGGAAACAAAGAUGGUUCGUGUUGGACUCGAUAAAACAUCAGCUACGAUACUACGAUGCGAUGGAAGACUCGCACUGUAAAGGAUUCAUUGAUUUAGCGGAAGUGAUAGCAGUGACGCAGGCCACUCCGGCUCCCGGACCGCCCAAGAAAUGUGAUGACAGAUCAUUCUUUGACUUACGCACAAGUCGACGAACGUACAAUUUCUGCGCGAGCGACGCCAACGCCGCGCAGGAGUGGAUCGAGAAGCUACAAGCUUGUCUGCAGUGAACACGUGACGAUAGAUUAUAUUUUUAAUAUAUUUUAAUUGUCGAUCGAUACGGACUGGGCUCAAUGAUAAACUAAAUUAAAAUAAAAACAACUAAAAGGACAACAAAACUUUAUUCUGAAUUAUUUAUAUCGAUGCGCAACCGUCCUAAUAUGUUUAAUGGAAUGUAAUAAGGUGUGAUGGCGGUCAUACGUAUAGUUCACGUUAUUAAAACUACUGCUAUGGUAUAAUGUCGCGUUUAUUUGUUGUCAUUAUAUUAUUCCUGAUCUUUCGAAUUUUCAAUAAUUUACAGUUUCCCACGUUCAAAUGUUUUAAGACGGUGACACUUAUAGUUGAUGUAUGAUGAUGCGACCCAUGGGAUACGAUAACAUAAUUAUCGACAUAACGCUUUCAAUUAGUUUAAUCCAUUUUUUUAUAUUGAUGUUUAAUUAAAAUAAUUCAAUAUUUUACAAAGUACAUAUACAUUUAAAAUAAGAACUAUAAAUGUUUAACGUUUGACGGCCAUUUCGUGUAAUUAAAUGUGUCCAAAAUGGCGUCUACGAUUUUACAGUUUAAAAAUAAAUAAAAUAUACAAUUUCUCGCGAUACCAUUCCUGCGCUGCGGUCAAUCCCGUAAAUAAAUUUGGCCGAAAAGGUUUGAAGUGCAAACUAACUAAAUUUGAAGACAUAUCCUAUUGUAACGAAAAAAAUAUAUUCUUUCUUUACUGUAGAGACGAUAGUUGUUUAUAAAAUUAUAAGUUGUUUUUAGAGAGUAUUGCGAGACCUGCCCGUUUCUAACUCGUAGGCUACGAGUCGUAGUCAUAACGCGGUUCGCUUUGAAGGUGAGGACAGUCGUUAUUGGUAAAGAGAUAAAACUUUGGUCUCGCGUUUCAAACUAAGCACAGUGUGCUCAGUGCGAGUUUCUUAACGUUCUCGAUAGCGUAAAAGUUAAGCCAAAUUUGUAAGCAAUUGGAACAGCGCCUCUAGCGGCGAACGUAGGCAAACGAUCCCAUUACAUACAAAUAUGAGUUAACUUUUACGCGAUCGAGAACGUUAAAAAACUCGCAUUAAGCACACUGCUCGCUCAGUCGACUGCACGUCUAGCACCUUACGCCGCAAUAAAUAAAUAAAACUAUUGAAAUUAUAUAUAGGCUUGAACAUAAUAUAUUAAUGGAUGUUGUAAAUGCUUCGUGUAUCGUGUGCCGCGACUGACUGUAGUGUUUAUGACUGCUUGAACAUUUUGCGAGUGUACAGCGCAUGUACCAACCAAUAACACACUAAAGGAAUUGUUAAGGAAUUUGUCACAAUUAUAUUUUGACGUCUAUUUUAUUUUUCAAUACAUACAUAAAACAACAUGUUCUAACUUGAACUAGGCCCAGUUGAGAUGGGACAUUCGUUUGUUACAGAUUGUGUUGUAAUGUGAUUGGUUAAGUUGACAAUGCGCUUUGUUAUCGAUAUUUCUGUUCACAUCUGUAUGUCUGUUUGUGUGUCCCGUACCUGUACGCCGUAGACUGUAGUGACGCUUCAACUACAUUAUAUAUAUAUAGUUAAAGUUCUGUUACGUUUAAUGUAUUGUAAAUAAUUUAAUUAUUGUUAUGUAAAGAUUUUCCACUUUGUUUUAUGAUUCUCAUUUAAUAUAAUAUGUUUCAUAGUUGAGUUAGUACGAUUUGAAGAUUGGUUCUCAUCAGCAGAUUGAACUGCCUGACCACUUUAAUGAAUAAACAAUUAAAAUGUCCUCUAAAAUGUGUACUUCUUGUUCUGUUAUGACGUUAUUGUGUUAAAUUUAUUAUUAACGUUUUAUAUUAAGAUGACAUUGUGAAUCUCAUUAGUGAAACCAUUUUAGAUUAUUAGAACGAGCGUGUGACGCGCGAGUGCUAACUCGUCAAGUUACGAACUAACUGAACUCUAAUAUUGAUUUAAUAAAUAAGAACUUGGCAGAUCACAAGGAGCACCCCGAGCCGCCGCUUGAGUUAUAUACUCAUUUGUUCUGUAAAUAUAUAUUUUUUGUUCUGUAGUUAACACCAAUAUGUUUCGUUUAAUUCAGAAUUAAACUAACGGAAAUUACUUUGUGAAUGCUUGUUAAAUUGUACGAUAUGAUUCGUCGUUUUUUUAAAUUAAAUUCUUUAGUUGUUCAGUCUGUUGUGUAAAUACAAGUUAUUUUAUAUUCUGAGUUUUCUAAAAAUAUACUAUUAAUUGUGUUUUUAACAAAACAAAAUAAUACAGUGUGAUGCAAUACAUAAUUGAAAUAUUGUAUUCGUAAUUCUGCAUUUAUAAAAUAUUUUGGGUUUGGAUUUCUAAAUAUACCUAUGUUAAUUAAAUCUUUUAUUUUAUAGAUCCAGUGUUUGUUGUACAUUGGAAAAAAGGCUCUCUGUAAAUGUAAUUUUGUUAAGUUGUUUGGUAAGACAUAAACAGAUUUUCAGUAAAAUUGAAGUAUUAAGUGUCACAAUAAUUUCGAAAAUAAUGAAAAGUUUUCCUUUCCUUUCAUUAUACCGAUUAACAGCGCAGAGCUCGUAACCAUCAUCAGUACAUAUUUUAAAAGUUUUAUGAUUUUUAUGUUAUUAUAUGCAAUUCAAAUAGGUACAUUGAGAUUAGUAUGAAAUUUGGAAUCUUAUGUUGAUUUUUAUUGAAAUUUUCCAAAAUAUCGGAAAGUAUAAGCUAAAUCUGUAUUGUGACGAGUGUACGGCACGACGUGCCGAGGCGAAUAUUUUAAUAAAUCAGUUUAAAAUA